Messenger RNA from Coturnix japonica (Japanese quail), 1227 nucleotides. RefSeq names its product GON7 subunit of KEOPS complex (gene GON7). The record is from RefSeq and is a predicted model, not a curated record. NCBI's taxonomy places the organism in Eukaryota, Metazoa, Chordata, Aves, Galliformes, Phasianidae.
GGAAGCGCCGGGCGGCGCCACCACGACGGAAGCGGAACCGGGCGGCGGGAGCGCGCGUCACAAGGCCGAGGCGCGUGGCCGCGGCGCGUCCCUCGCUGCCGCCAUGGAGCUGGUGGCGGAGCUGCGCUCGGGCGGCAGCACGCGGGCGGUGCGGGUGCGGUGCACGGCGGAGGCGGGCGGGGAGCUAAGGGCCUUAAGGCGCGGGCUGGGGGAGCUGCAGGAGCGCGUGGCCGAGCUGCUCGCUCCGCUCGUGCUGGAGCAGCAGCGGCGCGGAGCCACGGGCGGAGAUCCGGGAACCGGUGACGGCCUGGAGGAGGGAGAGGAGGAGGAGGAGGAGGAUGACAACGACGAAGAAGACGACGAGGAGGAGAACGGCGUGACCGCGGGGCAGGACGAGAUCCCCCCAACGAAACGGACCAGGGUGCAGCCGCCGUGAGCGCAGCGCGUGGGUCCGCGUUACGCCGCGCCGGGCGCUGUGCGGGAUCACGGCGCGGAAUAAAGCGGGGAGGCCAACGGCGGGGUCCGGCACUGCCGCUGUCGGUCAUUGCUGCUGUCCGUCAUAUUGCCGCUGUCCGUCAGUCAUUGCCGUGUCGGUCACUGCCGCUGUCCGGCGCUCCCGGCCGUGAGAGCGUUUCCUGCACGCGUUUGGCGCUUCUUUGAACAGGCUGAGAUGGUGGUGACACCCAGCUGUUCUCUGCUGUUAGAGCUCGGUGGUUCAAACAGCUCUAAAUCCACUUUAGAGUGUAAAUCUUCUAUGUUUAAAAAAAAGCUUAAGGUCGUAACUGUGAUAUUGAUUAGGCAUGUGGGUGGUUUUGUGAGGGAACAAAGGAAAAGCUCGCAGUUCUUACUUUGCUGCCAGGAGAAACAUUCUCUGUAAGAAAUAUGUUUUACUACAGCUCACUUGAAGGGCUGCAGCCGUACUAUAUGCCCUCCACUGGGCCCGCUCUCCCACAAGAAGAGGUGACGUGGCCCAGCAGCAGUUACAGAGCACGGCAGAGGUUUGACUGUGAUGUGAAGGUGCUCAGAAGGCAAGGCAGGUAGGGAUGCUGCCAGCCAGGCUGCCCAGGAGCAGAGCUCAAGCAGUGUGAAUAGGCUUCAUCUUGUGACACGGACACAAUAAAAGUGUGCAGAACAAGUGGAACACUGCCUGUUUUUACAGCUUCUACGUGAGAAAGCAGAAGUCUGAGCCUAAUCUUCUUGAUUAAAGAAGUGCUUUUCCACCUCUAA